AUGGACGCAGAGGAGGUCAUAAAGCUCUUUGAUUCGUGCUGGUUCGGAGUCGAUAUUUUCGAGAAACAACCAAAUCUACAGGAUUCAUCCAGUUUUGAGGCAAUCCCAGAAAAUCAAAUUCGGGAAAAACCAAAAAAGCCAGAGCUUUUGCGCAUCCCCACUCUCCAUAAAAGGUCCAUGAGUGAUCAAUUGAGCUCCAAAGCAAGCUUCGACGAUGGCUCUCUGUCUCCAGAUUCGGUCCUCCUCACGUCAAAGCUCCAAAUCAUCCUCUCGGGAAAAGAAGUCACGGAACCAGAGGAAACUAUACCGACAGAUUUCGAAGUAUCAUCCAAGGAAAAGGUCACAAGUAACGGUAGAAAAAAGAGGGGCGAAACGAAGAGCUUGUCUGACCUUGAAUUUGAAGAAUUAAAAGGGUUUAUGGAUCUGGGUUUUGUUUUCUCAGAAGAAGAUAGGAAUUCAAGCUUGGCAUCACUCAUUCCGGGGUUGCAAAGAUUCGGAAAGAAAGAUGGGGAAGAAGAGCCUGUUCAUGAUGAAACUGCAACUUCAAGGCCUUACCUUUCGGAAGCUUGGGAGGUUUUGGAUAGGAGAAACGCGGAGAACCCAUUGAUGAAUUGGAAAAUUCCAGCAUUAACAAACGAGAUUGACAUGAAAGACAGUCUAAGAUGGUGGGCUCAUACUGUUGCAUCCACUGUUAGAUGA
Molecule: messenger RNA, 699 nt
Organism: Carya illinoinensis
Lineage: Eukaryota; Viridiplantae; Streptophyta; Magnoliopsida; Fagales; Juglandaceae
Exons: 1
Coding region: 1-699 (232 amino acids)
Source: RefSeq, a predicted model, not a curated record